AUGAACAUCAACCUACCUCUGCACCAGGUGUCGCCAAGCAGGAGGAACCGCGAUAGCAGGAACUACUUCACCAGCACCAGCGUCUCGACCGUCAAUGCCAACCCCAACGCCACGCAGGCUCCUCCCCCCUUUACCGAAGCCAUCAACGGCCCCGUCAGGGAGCCCGCCAGAGAUAUAGCCCCCGCCAGUGACCGCCUCAUAGUUGGCGUUGACUUUGGAACGACAUUCUCGGGUGUGGCUGCCGUGUACACCUCGACACCAGAUGAUAUCGAGAUCAUCAAGACUUGGCCGGGCGGGAACGGCAUCACCUCGGACAAGGUCCCCACCGAGAUCUCAUACGACCGACCCACCAGCUCGCCGCCCGGCACGGCUCCCACGGUGAAAUGGGGUUUCCAGUUCAAGCCCGAGGAGUCGCGGCUCCGAUGUAUCAAGCUGUUUCUCGACCGCUCCCAGAAGCUGCCCUUCUACGUCAGCCCCCUGGAGACAGCCGCCCAGCUCAGGCAGUUCAACAAGACCGUCAUUGACGCUGUGAGCGACUAUCUGACGCAGAUAUACAAGCACACCAUGGACACGCUGACGCGCCGCUACGGCGAGUCCUUCAUGGCCUCCACAAAGGUAGACUUUGUCCUGACAUGUCCCGCCGUCUGGUCCGAUGCCGCCAAGAACACCACAUUGCAGGCUGCUGAGCGCGCCGGCAUGGGCGCAAAGUCGCAGAUCCAGAUGAUCAGCGAGCCCGAGGCCGCCGCUGUCUACACCCUCAAGGCCAUCCAGCCGAACCACUUGAAGGUCGGCGACAACUUUAUCGUCUGCGACGGCGGUGGAGGUACCGUCGAUCUGAUCGCCUACAAGAUUGUGUCGCUAAGGCCCAUCCGCGUCGAGGAAUCCGCCGUCGGCACUGGCGGCCUUUGCGGAAGUGCAUUCCUCAACUACAGGUUCGAGGAGCACGUCAAGAACCGGCUUGGCCAGACCAGAUUCGACGAGAUGAAGGCCAAGAAGGGCAAGACGUGGCAGAUGGGUUUGCGGUAUUUUGAAGAGUUUGUGAAGCGGAACUUCAACGAGGACGAACACCAAGAAGUCAAUGUCCCAUUUCCCGGCCUCGCAGACGACGAAGAAGUCGGGCUGGACUCUGGGUUCCUCGUCAUGUCGGCGGACCAGAUCAAAGACAUCUUUGAACCCGUGGUCAAGGAGGUUUGCGAUCUCGUUCAGGGGCAGGUGGAGACCCUUCGAGCCAAGGGUGGCGUCGUAUCGGGAAUCAUUUUGGUCGGUGGCUUCGGGCAGAGCGACUACCUGUACCGGCGACUUAAGAGCCACUUUGCCAGCGCGGCGCCGCCGCCCUACACGGAGCGGCCGACGCACUCGAGCGCCUCGCUCGUGCAGGACCACGGCAACGUCGAGGUCAUGCAGCCCGUCUACGCGUGGACAGCCGUCGUCCGUGGUGCCGUCCUCCGCGGCCUCGAGGGCAACAUGGUCAUCUCGCGCAAGGCCCGCAUGCACUACGGUACCUCAUACGCCACCGUCUACGACGAGGAGAAGCACUCGGUCAGCGAGCGCUACUGGUCGCCGCUGUGGGAACGGUGGAUGGUCUCGGACCGCAUGCAGUGGCACAUUGCCAAGGGUGAGGCUCUCUCCCCCUUGAGCCCUAUCGCCUUCCACUACACGCGCAAUUUCCGGCCCGGCCAAUCACUCAUUGUCACCGACGACCUCAUCGCUUGUGAGUCCGACGAACCCCCCAAGGCCUACACGCGCGACCUCGUCCACGUGUGCACCCUCACCACCGACCUCAACGCCGUGCCCGCCGCCCUCUUCACCCGCCUCACCACAACACGCGGCGUCGAGUUUGACAAUCUCGACUUCACCCUCGAGAUGAUUGUCGACAGCGCCGGUCUGGGAUUUGAGCUCAAGGUCGACGGCGUGCGCUACGGCCGUGUGGAUGCAGACUUUCACUGA
This is a messenger RNA of Lasiosphaeria miniovina, 1947 nucleotides long. RefSeq lists its product as uncharacterized. The transcript is spliced from 5 exons. Gene Ontology annotation, molecular function: ATP-dependent protein folding chaperone; ATP binding. NCBI's taxonomy places the organism in Eukaryota, Fungi, Ascomycota, Sordariomycetes, Sordariales, Lasiosphaeriaceae. Bases 1 to 1947 code for a protein of 648 amino acids. The record is from RefSeq and is a predicted model, not a curated record.